Hylaeus anthracinus is the source of this 3143-nucleotide messenger RNA. RefSeq names its product ribosome biogenesis protein SPATA5. Gene Ontology annotation, cellular component: cytoplasm. NCBI's taxonomy places the organism in Eukaryota, Metazoa, Arthropoda, Insecta, Hymenoptera, Colletidae. The record is from RefSeq and is a predicted model, not a curated record. The coding region runs from base 753 to 3134 and encodes 793 amino acids. The transcript is spliced from 6 exons. Gene Ontology annotation, molecular function: ATP hydrolysis activity; ATP binding.
AAAAGAGUGCUCGAUAUUCGGACCUUGACUUCUUUCGACUUCUCUGUAUCCGUAUUGACACUUUCGGAAUAACAAAACGCCAGCCAAGCAUUUUAACGUUACUAGUACAUAUUAGUCUAACGCAGAGUGUUUGUCCCAGUGUCAAGACGGGUUGCAGUCCUACAGGGGGUAACGUAUAGUGGUUCCUUUUGCCCCUGAACGAUCCAACCCGCCUUGAUUUUCGACCAAACACUAAGCGCUGCACAGCGCGCGACUUACCUCAACAUUCUAUUACGCAUUUUCUAUAAACAUUAUACGUCACAUUGUAUCAAAACAAAUUAAUAUUACGUAUCUGAACAUUUUCAAUCUUUCCUCCAUUCCAAAGUAGAUUAAUUCCCUAAAUACAAUAGGUCCAAUUAAACAAUGCAUUAUUUAUGUUAUUUAUACAUUCAUGAAAUUAUUUCCAUUCUUUAUUACAUACAUUAUGUACAUCCUUGUAUUUAUCACGAGUAUGUUAAACAUACAUUUUAUAGUUAUUUAUUAUCAAUCUCUUUAGACAUCUAAAAUCGUUUGAAAAACCGGAAAAACUUGUUGCUAUCUUUCUGGAUCGUACGUUAUCUGACAAAUGUGGUUUGAUGUGCGGUGUUCCAUUGUAUAUAAAUACUUCUAUAAAAUUUUAUUAUUCUACAUUGGUAUUAUACAUAGACUAGCUGUAAGAAUUGUAGCGAUCGUUGAAAACGUUUUUGCGCAUUUCUACGUGUUCUACAGAAAUAAUGAGUUCGAAAUCGAAAGAAAGUGGAAGGAAGAGUCUUUCUUCUUGGGUGACGUGCGAAAAAUGUCAAAUUACUUUGACGCAAAAAGAUGUAGCCAAGCAUCAAGAUAAUUGUCCACCCAAUAUGAACGCGUGGAAACAUGAUUUUAUUUACAAUGAUGUUUUAUAUAGUACCAUAAACACAUACAAAUCACAAGAACAGUCAACAACUAUUUCUGAAAAAACGUUAGACGAUAUGGUAUUUGUUUCCCAAUCGGCUUUACAACUCUGCAACAUUCCAAUAGGAGACUCUGUUGUGGUAGCUGCAGAGGGUAACAUGGUUGUUAAAAUUGUAUGGCCAACCAAAGACAAAACCUUGACUAGUGUUUCGUUAACAAAACAUGCUAUCGAAUUAAAUAAUCUUCGAGGUCUUGUUAAGAUUUACAAGUUCAACUAUCCUGUUUAUAUUGCCAAAGAAGUUGUUAUCAUCAGUGUUGGGAAACAUUCAUUGCCAGAAGUAACUACGGAACUGAACAUAGUAUUGAAAAACCAUAACGAGCAGAAAAUAUUUUCUGUGGGUGAAAAUCUUAGCGUGCCUUUUUAUGGAAAACAAUUAAUGUAUAAGGUUCUCACAGUUGUAUUUGACAAAUGUGCAGAUACUAACUUAUCAGAGGAAUUAAAUCGUUUAAAAUUAACAUCGAAUGAAACAUGUAGCAUACCAUUUCAUAAAGCACUUUAUAACACAAAGUGGACUAUUUUUGACAAAGAGCUAGAAAAAAAGGAAGCUGUACAUAAGAGACAUAAAUAUCAAAUACAAGAUAUCGGUGGAUACGACGCUGUGAUAGAAGACAUUAAAGAUGUUCUUAAUGUUGGUCUUGGUAGAUGCAAAAGUAUAGGAGAUUUUUACAUUAGUAAAGGAAUAUUAUUAUACGGUACCGCCGGUGUCGGUAAAUCGAUCAUUGCCAGUGCCUUAAUAUCCGAAUAUGAUCUUAAUUCUUUUACUAUUUACAGUUCAGAUAUUUACAGUAAAUCCCUUGGCGAAACAGAAACGAAAUUAAAAGAUAUUUUCAUGGAAGCCAAAGCCAAUGCUCCAAGUAUUAUUUUAAUCGAAGAAAUUGAUAGUUUAUGCCCUAAAAGGAGUACAUCGACCACGGAUCAUGAAAGAAGGGUUCUCGCUCAAUUAAUCACACUUUUCGACGAUAUUCAAAAUACGAACGAUAACGUCGUAAUAUUAGCUACGACCUCGAAACUCGACUCGGUUGACAAUUCUCUUAGACGACCCGGAAGAAUAGACAAAGAAUUCGAAAUUUAUGUGCCUACUCCAACGAUGCGAAGUGAAAUACUUCGUAAACUGUUAUCGAAAAUACCAAACACUUUGUCUAACGAAGACAUAGCGAACGUCGCGUUCGUUACUCAUGGAUUUGUUGGUGCAGACUUGUAUGGUCUAUGUUCUCACGCAGUUCUAAAUGCCGUAAAGCGUGAACAGAAAACAAACGUUGACUCUGAUACUUGGUUGACAGUAACGCUACCCGAUAUUAAUCACGCUUUGACUGUCACAAAACCAUCUGCAAUGAAAGAAGUUUUAAUAGAAGUACCCAACGUACGGUGGUCGGACAUUGGAGGACAAAAUGAUUUAAAAUUAAAAUUGAAACAAGCGGUAGAAUGGCCUUUACGUCACCCCGAAGCAUUUCAAAGAAUGGGUAUUACUCCACCUAGAGGUGUUCUGAUGUUUGGUCCACCUGGUUGUUCUAAAACGAUGAUUGCAAAAGCCCUCGCAACGGAGAGCAAAGUCAAUUUUUUAAAUAUAAAGGGGUCAGAGUUAUUCUCAAAAUGGGUCGGUGAAUCCGAGAAAGCUGUGAGAGAGGUGUUCAGAAAAGCCAGACAAGUUUCGCCUUCUAUAGUGUUUAUCGAUGAAAUUGAUGCUCUGGGGAGCGAAAGAACUUCUUCUGCCAAUGGUGGAAGUAACGUACAAGAACGAGUUUUAUCGCAAUUGUUAACAGAACUCGAUGGAGUCACCGCGUUAGGAAGCGUUACGUUAGUGGCAGCCACUAACCGACCUGAUAAAAUAGACAAAGCACUCCUCCGUCCUGGACGUUUAGAUCGUAUAAUAUAUGUGCCAUUACCCGACUACGAAACUAGACAAGAAAUAUUCGAUAUAAAGUUAAGAAACAUGCCGAUCGCCAAGGAUGUAAAUAUUCAAGAUCUAGUCGAACUUACAGAAGGAUAUUCCGGAGCGGAAAUCCAAGCUAUAUGUCACGAAGCCGCCAUGAAGGCACUCGAGGAAGACUUGAACGCAGCUAUAAUUACUAAGGAACAUUUUAAAGCAGCACUGGCUAUAAUUACUCCUCGAACUCCGGCUUCCUUAAUCAAUUUAUACAGCGAUUAUAUGAAUAAAAUAUAUUAAUUAUCAAGA